AUGUCGAUCCGAUGUGCUACAAAGACGUACAAUGUCCCUCGAACCACCCUCCGCGAUCGAAUGAAGGGCUGUACCCCGAACGCCGAAGUACGUAAAGCUCAACAUAAUUUGACCCUGACCGAAGAAGAGACCCUCGUACGACAUAUCCUCGACCUGGAUUCGCGAGGAUUCCCGCCCCGGAUCGACGACACGCGUCAUGCGAAGCCUGUUGGCAAGCAGUGGCCAUACAACUUUGUACAACGCCGCCCUGAGCUCAAGACGCGUUUUUCGCGUGCGUACGACUUCCAGAGAGCCCUCUGUGAAGAUCCCGACCAGAUAAACGCGUGGUUCCGGCUAGUGGUUAAUAUACGUACGAAGUAUGGCAUCCAAGAUUGUGACUUCUACAACUUUGAUGAGACAGGCUUUAUGAUGGGAGUCAUCUGCGGCAAUAUGGUAGUCACCUGCGCAGAUCAAUCUGGUCAAGCUGAAAACAUCAAAGCUGGCUUCCAAGGUACUGGUCUUGUGCCGUAUGACCCUCAGGCUGUCUUAUCCAAGCUUGACAUUAAGUUACGGACGCCAACACCGACUGGACCACACAAUUCUAAUAACGCUGUUUCACAAUUAGAGCACGAGGUUGAAGAGACAUCUGAGGAAGAUAGCGAUGUAGAAGAUAAUUGA
Messenger RNA from Endocarpon pusillum Z07020, 657 nucleotides. RefSeq lists its product as uncharacterized. Gene Ontology annotation, molecular function: DNA binding. The record is from RefSeq and is a predicted model, not a curated record. The coding region runs from base 1 to 657 and encodes 218 amino acids. Gene Ontology annotation, cellular component: nucleus. Lineage: Eukaryota; Fungi; Ascomycota; Eurotiomycetes; Verrucariales; Verrucariaceae. The transcript is spliced from 4 exons.